This is a messenger RNA of Cheilinus undulatus (humphead wrasse), 1042 nucleotides long. Its product is annotated as histone H2A-beta, sperm-like. The transcript has a single exon. Gene Ontology annotation, molecular function: protein heterodimerization activity; DNA binding; structural constituent of chromatin. The coding region runs from base 366 to 743 and encodes 125 amino acids. Gene Ontology annotation, cellular component: nucleosome. Lineage: Eukaryota; Metazoa; Chordata; Actinopteri; Labriformes; Labridae. The record is from RefSeq and is a predicted model, not a curated record.
UAAAACACGAGAAAGCCACUAUGUAAAAAUGUCACUGAUGUUCAUUAUUUACCAUUUCUAUUUGGUCUUUAGUUUGUUGGUUUUAUUCUCUUUUUUAAAUAUUUAUAUUUAAUAUUAAAAAAAAGUGUGGGCACCCCUGCUCAUACACAGGACUUAAAAAAUGGGCCCGCUUCACCUGUGGCAGUAUUUGAAACGUAGCCCAGUUUCGCGGGAAAACCGCGGACCUGGCAACCCUACAUUUGUACUGGGCAUGUCUCAACAUGCUGUGCACUUGUCUAAACAUCACUUCAUACUGUAGUUACACACAUUUGAUAAUGUUUGCCAGCUGGGUGGAGCCGCGUUGAUAUAAAGUGAGAUACAGCCCUAUGAUUGCAUUGAAAAUAAACAUGUCAGGAAGCGGUAGAAGCGGGAAGACGAGAGCCGCAGCAAAGAGCCGCUCCUCCCGUGCUGGGCUGAAGUUCCCUGUCGGUCGUGUCCACAGGCUGCUCCGUAAGGGAAAGUAUUCCAAGCGUGUGGGAGCCGGAGCCAGUGUGUACCUGGCGGCUGUGCUGGAGUACCUGACUUCUGAGGUGAUGGAGCUGGCUGGUAACAUGGCCCGUGACAGCGGGAAGAGACGUAUCAUCCCCCGAUACCUACAGCUGUCUGUCUGCAUUGACCCGGAGCUCAACAAGUUACUGAGACGAGUGACCAUCCCCGAGGGCGGCGUGGUGCCCUAUCUAAAUCCUGCUCUGUGGCCAAAGUGACAAACUCGUCAGACGGAGGGUUUGAGCGAUAUGUUGUGGUAUUUAAUAUGUGACUGUGGCAGAGAAGAAACCCAGCGGCUCUUCUCAGAGCCACUUCAAUGGUUGACAUUUCCUGAAGAUGAUCAGACUCAUUCCUGCGCCAUGUAUGCACAUCAGCUAUGACUAAUGACUUAUUUCAUCUGUCUGGGUUGAGAUAAACUCCUAACUGAACGAGGAGUGUGAGAUUGUGAGCGGGAUGUACGUUAAUGUCCAUGUGAAAGCACUGCUGCCCUGAAGGAAAUAAAAGUCUAGUUACUUUA